Molecule: messenger RNA, 1809 nt
Organism: Carcharodon carcharias (great white shark)
Lineage: Eukaryota; Metazoa; Chordata; Chondrichthyes; Lamniformes; Lamnidae
Product: fructose-bisphosphate aldolase C-like
Exons: 9
Coding region: 175-1269 (364 amino acids)
Biological process (GO): fructose 1,6-bisphosphate metabolic process; glycolytic process
Cellular component (GO): cytosol
Molecular function (GO): fructose-bisphosphate aldolase activity
Source: RefSeq, a predicted model, not a curated record
GUGUAGCUGGGCACAGUCACGUAGAGAGAGAGAGAGAGAGAGAGAGAGUCAGCUUGGACAGAGACUGCACGCCACACACAGUCCAGGACCAGGAGGGCAGGAGAGAUCAGCGCGCACCCACACUCAAACACACACGCACACACAGACAGGCCACACCGAGAGAUUUGAGUUAAGAUGCCGCACCAGUACCCACCACUCACUACUGAGCAGAAGAAGGAGCUGUCCACCAUCGCUCACAAAAUCGUAGCCCCUGGGAAGGGAAUCCUUGCUGCAGAUGAAUCCACCGGGAGCAUGGCCAAGAGGAUGUCCAGCAUUGGCGUGGACAACACAGAAGAAUAUCGCCGCUAUUACCGACAGAUCCUGUUUGAGGGCACCGAGCAGGUCAAGCAGCACAUUGGGGGCAUCAUCUUUUUCCACGAGACCCUUUAUCAGAAGAACGACCACGGCGUCACCUUUGUCAAGCUGAUCAAGGACAAAGGCAUUGUUCCCGGCAUCAAGGUUGAUCUGGGGGUCGUCCCACUUGCCGGAACCAAUGGAGAGACAACAACCCAAGGUCUGGAUGGAUUGAACGAGCGUUGUGCCCAGUACAAGAAAGAUGGAGCUGACUUCGCCAAGUGGCGCUGUGUCCUGAAAAUCACUGACACCACUCCAUCCAGACUGGCCAUCAUGGAGAACGCCAAUGUUCUGGCUCGCUACGCUAGCAUCUGUCAGCAGAACUGCAUUGUCCCCAUCGUGGAACCCGAGAUCCUCCCGGACGGUACCCAUGAUCUGAAGAGAUGCCAGUACAUCACAGAGAAGGUCUUGGCUGCUGUGUACAAGGCCCUGAGUGACCACCAUAUUUACCUUGAGGGGACCUUACUGAAACCCAACAUGGUGACUCCAGGACAUGCCUGCACACACAAGUACACCUCCGAGGAGAUUGCAAUGGCAACUGUUACUGCUCUACGGCGAACUGUCCCACCAGCAGUCCCUGGCGUUACUUUCCUGUCUGGCGGUCAGAGCGAGGAGGAAGCGUCCAUCAAUCUCAAUGCCAUCAACAAGUGCCCCCUGCACAAGCCCUGGGCCCUGACCUUUUCCUAUGGUCGAGCCCUGCAAGCCUCUGCCCUGAAGGCCUGGUCUGGCAAGAAAGAUCACACCAAGGCAGCCGAAGCAGAGUUUGUCAAGCGUGCUCAGGCUAACGGACUGGCAGCCGAAGGCAAGUAUGUGGCCAGUGGUGCCGCGGGGGCUGCUGCUGGUCAGUCCCUCUUUGUUGCCGGCCACGCGUACUGAGGAGACAAGGAGUCCCGAGGGGCAGAGGCACCCGGAGUCCGGACAGACCCAGACGCUGUGUCCACCCGACGGCCAAGAUUCUCUUCGGCUUCUUGUGAAAACCUGUGUCAACGACGUUCGCCCCCCCCUGCCCCCCAAACCCACCCCCACCAUCGUCCCCCAGUUCAAAAUAACACUCCCGCUGGGCACUCGCACGUCCGCCAGCUGAUCGACUGGGGCGGGCAUCGUCUCCCUCCCCACCUAGCCGCCCCCCACCUCCUUCCCCUCGCCAGUUGUGUUGUUUACGUCUAGAGUUACUGGCUGCGUCUCCCCCCACCCCCCUGUGUCUGUACCCCAGUGUGCCCAGGCAUAUCGGUGUUGUGCCACCUCCAUCUCAGCCGAUACCCCCCCCAACCACCCCCCGCCACCCAGCUGAAUGUGGUUUAAUCACUGUGAUCGCACUCAAUCCCGCUGGUGACUGGGGAGCUGUGUCUCUCUCUCUCACGCCCGUCACUCCUCUGUAGUUAAAGCAACGAUGAAUAAACCCAGAAUAUACUGAAA